UCCAGUCUUCGUUCGAUAUUUUUCGGCUGGUUUUGGAAAGCAAAUAAUAGGUCCUAAAACAUGAUCUCAAUAGGUUCACCCGGUGGUUACGAUAAACUUGAGUAUAAAACCUUAAAAGAUGGUAGUUUUACUGAGGGAGCGAACAUAACAUUGUCAAACAUACCUGAAGAAGAUCUCGUGGUUGUCAAGAUCUUCGCCAGUGGAGUUAACUACGCAGAUGUUUGUAUCCGAUGGGGACUCUAUGAAUCAGCGAAAAAGUAUGUAGGAUGGCCCAUCACGCCUGGAUUUGAAUUCAGUGGAGAGAUAAUCUCUAAAGGAUCCAAUGUUAAGGAUUUUGAAGUAGGGCAACAAGUUUUUGGUGUGUCAUUAUUUGGAGGGUACUCUCAGAGAAUCAGGGUGCCCAAACAGCAACUUUUUCCUUUGCCUGACAAGCUUGAUAAGUACCAAGCUGCUGGUUUCCCCACUGUUGCACUCACGGCAUGGUAUGCUAUGUUUGAGUUAGCCCGACCGCGCCCAGGAUCUUGGAUACUUGUACAUUCUGCCGCAGGAGGUGUCGGCAGUAUGUUGGUACAGCUUGCAAAGAUUGCUGGGUGUCAGGUGGUUGGCGUGGUGGGUGCUACUCACAAAGUGGAACCAGUCAAGCAGCUUGGGUGUGACCAUGUGGUUGACAAAUCAAAAGAAGACCUGUGGCCUAGGGUAACAGACCUCUCGCCCAGUGGAUAUCAUGCAGUAUUUGAUGCCAAUGGAGUUGCAACAUUAGUGGAUAGUUACAAUCAUCUGGCACCUGGUGGCAGACUAGUAGUGUAUGGAUUUCACACCAUGUUACCUCAUUCAAGUGCUAGCGGUUCUGGUGGUCUUGGGAUAUUUAACUGGCUCCAAAUGGCUUGGAAUUAUCUCCGUACACCAAGUUUCAAUCCACUUGAGAUGACAACCAAAAACAGAAGUGUAAUGGCAUUCAWCCUCAGUUUCAUGUUUGAUCGAUUGGAUAUAUUGGAAGAAGCAAUGACACAGUUACUGGGGUGGGUGGACAAAGGAGUUCUUAGGGUGGGUAGGGUGAGUAAUUAUCCUCUACAGGGGGUGGCACAGGCUCAUCGGGACUUGGAGUCUGGGCAAACUGUGGGUAAACUAGUGUUGACAAUGGGUGAUGAGGUAAUCUGAUUUUAUCAUCACAUCACCACCAUCAUCACAACCCAUCAUCACCAGCAAUGAUAUCACAGCCCAUCACCUCAUCACAGCCCAGCACCUCAUCACUGCCCAUCAUUGCCACCUGUCACCACCCAUCAUCACCAUCCAUCACUACCAUCCAUUAUCACUCAUCAUCACCAACCAUCACCUUCCAUCAUCAACACCCAUCAUCACCAUCCAUCACCACGCAUCAUCACCAUCACCAUCACCUUCCAUCACCACCUAUUGCCACCCAUCAUCAACACCACCAUCACCCAUUGCCACCCAUCAUCAACAGUGACCCAUCAUCACCAAUCACCAUCCAUCACCAGGGUCCACUACCCAUCAUCAUCACCCUUUACUACCCAUCAUAAUCAUCCAUUACCACCACCCAUCAUCAUGAAACAUCACUAUCUAUCACCAGCACACAUCAUCAACACCCAUCAUCAUCACCCUUCACCAUCCAGAAUCACUAUCCAUCACCACUCAUCAUGACCACCCCUCACCACCCAUAGUUUAAAUUACCACAGCUUAUUAAAAUAAUUUUUAUUCUGAAUUUCAAUAAAUAAGUUUUUUUUCAAGAUCAAUAGUAAUAAAAGUAACAGUUAAAAAACAA
Molecule: messenger RNA, 1780 nt
Organism: Actinia tenebrosa (Australian red waratah sea anemone)
Lineage: Eukaryota; Metazoa; Cnidaria; Anthozoa; Actiniaria; Actiniidae
Product: NADPH-dependent quinone oxidoreductase VAT1
Cellular component (GO): mitochondrion
Molecular function (GO): oxidoreductase activity
Source: RefSeq, a predicted model, not a curated record